Parascedosporium putredinis is the source of this 1452-nucleotide messenger RNA. The record is from the annotation of a GenBank genome assembly. NCBI's taxonomy places the organism in Eukaryota, Fungi, Ascomycota, Sordariomycetes, Microascales, Microascaceae.
AUGCCGACCAUCACGGUAGACAAGUAUAAGCUUUACGAAGCCCUCGGUCAAAAGUUCACGACCGAGGAAUUCGAGGACCUUUGUUUCGAAUUCGGCAUCGAGCUCGAUGAAGACACCGAGGACACCAACCGCCCCAUUAUAGAUGGCAAGCAAGCGCCUCCCGAGCUCAAGAUCGAAAUCCCCGCCAACCGCUAUGACAUGCUCUGCUUCGAGGGCAUCGCCCUCAUGCUCAACAUCUUCCGCGGCUCCAUGCCUCCCCGGACUUCAAACAGAUACAACUCGUUCAUCUCCCUACAAGACAAGUUGCACCAGAACCUGGCGCGGCAGAGGACCUUGGUGUCAAUUGGCACCCACGAUCUUGAUACCGUAAAGGGCCCUUUCACGUACGAGGCCCUCGCUCCCGAGGACAUCAGCUUCGUGCCUCUCAACCAGACACAAAAAAUGAACGCUAGGGAGUUGAUGGAGUUCUACGACAAGGACAAGCACCUCGGUCGCUACCUCCACAUUAUCCGCGAUUCGCCCGUAUAUCCCAUCACCCUUGAUACCAAAAACGUCCUGAUAGAGGUCACCGCCACUGAUGCGACCAAACUAGACAUCGUGAUCAAGACAAUGGUCACCAUGUUCUCCAUAUACUGCAAGGAGCGCUUCACUGUGUACCCCGUCAAGAUCGAGUCCGAUCACAACAACCAAACGAGGGUAACCCCCAAUCUCGAGCACCGAACCACCGAGGUCGAAGUCGACUAUCUCAACGGCUGCACCGAGCGCUACCAUCGGUGCCCCCUCAUGAUCAACAAGCUGAGCGACAUUAUCCGCAUCGAGGCCGCCACCGCCGGCUGGAGUGAGGUCAUGCCGCUUAUUCUUUGCAGUCACGACGAAAACUUCUCUUGGCUCAACCGCAUCGAUGACGGCACCACCGCCGUCCGCCUCGCUAACCCCAAGUCCGCGGAAUACCAGGUCGUCCGCACCUCCCUUCUUCCUGGCCUUCUCAAGACCAUCCGCGAGAACACGGCCCAUGCGGUGCCUCUCAAGGUCUUUGAGGCUGCCGACGUCGUCUUCAAGGACGAGUCCCAGGAGCGCAAGACUCGCAACGAGCGUCACUUCGCUGCCGCCUGGUACGGCAAGACUAGUGGUUUCGAAAUGGUCCACGGCCUUCUCGACCGUGUUCUCUCCAUGCUCAAGACUGCCUUCGUCACUCGCGAGGAGGGUCUCUCCGGCAAGGCUAGCGGAAGCCUUGCUCCGUCCAGCGGCUCCGGGAAGGCUGACGGAUAUUGGAUCGAAGAAAUCAAAGAGGAGACAUUCUUCCCUGGUCGUGGUGCUGCCGUCUUCCUCCGCAUCGGUGGCGUUGAGAGGCGUAUCGGCGAGUUGGGCAUCCUUCACCCGUCUGUGCUGGAAAAGUUCGAGCUAAGAUACCCCGUAAGCACGCUUGAGAUUAACCUGGAAGAGUUCCUAUAA